UCCAGCUGCAGCAGACAGAGGUUGGAGAGAGGAACAGAAGAGCGAAGCAGGACAAUAGCAGACAAAAGGUUUCCUACAGGACGGAGGCAGGACGCUGUAUGUCGCCGGGACUCUGUGGAGGUUUGUUUUGGUGAAGAAAAGCCGUGCAUGGAGAGAAACCCGGAGUACCGACCCUCACUGAACCCCGAGAGCCGCCAGCAGCAGCCCGCCGCCGGCAUGAGCCCGACCCGGAGCCCCGUCCUCCUCCUCGGCCUGCAGCUGCUGCUGUCCGCUCGCAUCCAGGUUUCUUCGGCUUCGGGACACUUUGAGCUCCAGAUGUUGUCGAUGCAGAACGUUAACGGGCAGCUGCUGACGGGCGCCUGCUGCGACGGAUCCCGGGACGUGCCGGACGGACGGUGCACGGCGGACGAAUGCGACACCUACUUCCGGAUCUGCCUGAAGGAAUACCAGCUGAAGGUGUCGUCGGCCGGUCCGUGCAGCUUCGGCUCCGCCUCCACACCUGUCCUCGGUGGAAAUACCUUCUCUGUCGCUGGGAACGACAAAGCAGCCGGCAUCCUGCUACCGUUCAGCUUCGCCUGGCCGAGGUCAUACACGUUGAUCGUGGAAGCCUUGGACUUCAACAACGACUCGUCCUCCGGCAGUGUUGGCGGGGCGUUGAUUGAGAAAGCCGUCCACUCUGGGAUGAUAAACCCCAGCCGGCAGUGGCAGAGCCUGAAGCAUAACGGCCCAGUUGCUCAGUUCCAUUUCCAGGUCCGCCUCAGCUGCGAUGAGCACUACUACGGCUUCGGAUGCAACAAGUUCUGCCGGCCACGAGACGACUUCUUCGGCCACUACGAGUGCGAUCCCAACGGCAACAAAACGUGCCUAGAGGGCUGGUCUGGGCCGAACUGCAACACCGCGAUCUGCAGACAGGGCUGCAGCACAGAACAUGGAUCCUGUAAAGUUCCUGGAGAGUGCAAGUGUUUGUAUGGCUGGCAGGGGGAAUACUGUGAUCAGUGCAUCCCUCAUCCCGGCUGUGUUCACGGUGGCUGUGUGGAACCCUGGCAGUGUCUCUGUGACACCAACUAUGGAGGACAGCUGUGUGAUAAAGACCUGAACACGUGUGGGACACGGCAGCCAUGUUUGAAUGGAGGAACCUGCAGCAACACGGGACCAGAUAAACACCACUGCUCCUGUCCUGAAGGCUUCUCUGGGGUCAACUGUCACAGAGUGGACCACGCCUGCCUCUCUAACCCUUGUCUGAAUGGAGGAAGUUGUGCAGAAACCAGUCAGGGUUUUGAGUGUCGCUGUGCCCCCGGAUGGACUGGACCUUUCUGCUCCAUCAACGUGGACGAGUGUCUGGUGAACCCCUGCAGUCAUGGGGGGACCUGCCAAGACCUGGUUAAUGGUUUCAGGUGCCUCUGUCCUCCUCAGUGGGCCGGAAAGACCUGCCUCAUUGAUGCCAACGAGUGCGACGACAGCCCCUGCGUCAAUGCCAACUCGUGCCGGAAUCUGAUUGGAGGUUACUUCUGCGAGUGCCUUCCUGGUUGGACGGGCCAGAACUGUGACAGCAAUAUCAACGACUGUCACGGCCAGUGUCAGAACGGAGCCAAAUGCAGGGACCUGGUUAAUGGAUAUAAGUGUGUCUGUGCUCCUGGUUUUGGUGGUGAACAUUGUGAGGAAGACGUGGAUGAGUGUGCCAGUGGACCAUGCCUCAACGGAGGGCGAUGCCACGACGAAGUUAACGGCUUCCACUGCCUGUGUCCACCGGGUUUCUCUGGAAGUCGCUGUCAGCUGGACAUCGAUUACUGCCUCCACAGCCCAUGUCAAAAUGGUGGUCAGUGCUACAACCUGGUGUCUGACUACAUCUGUAAAUGUCCUGAAGACUACGAAGGCAGGAACUGCUCACACCUGAAGGACCACUGCCGCACGACACCCUGCAAAGUGAUUGACAGCUGCACGGUGGCUGUGGUGUCCAACAGCACACCGACGGGGGUGCGUUUGAUCUCGUCCAACGUGUGCGGACCCCACGGCCAAUGUCGGAGCCACAGCGGGGGACAGUUCAGCUGUGAAUGUGAGGAGGGAUUCACCGGGACCUACUGCCAUGAGAAUAUAAAUGACUGUGAGAGUGCCCCCUGUCUGAACGGAGGAACUUGCAUAGAUAAAGUCAGUCAGUAUAAGUGUGUUUGUGCUGAAGGCUUUGAUGGACCCACCUGCCAACACAACAUCGACGACUGCAGCUCCUCUCCUUGUCAGAAUCGAGGCGUCUGUCGAGAUCUGGUCAGCGAUUACUACUGCGAGUGCAGCAACGGCUGGAAGGGAAAGACGUGUCACUCCAGAGAGAGCCAGUGUGACGAGGCGACCUGUAACAACGGAGGAACCUGCUAUGACGAAGGAGACACCUUUAAGUGUGUGUGCGUGGCUGGCUGGGAGGGAUCCAGCUGCAGCAUCGCAAAGAACAGCAGCUGUUUGCCGAGUCCCUGUGAGAACGGAGGGACCUGUGUGGUGGACAGAGACUCGUUCAGCUGCUUCUGUAAGGAGGGCUGGGAGGGCGCCACCUGCAGCCACAAUGCCAAUGACUGCAGCCCUAAUCCUUGUUACAACAGUGGUACUUGCGUCGAUGGGGACAACUGGUAUCGAUGUGAAUGUGCUCCAGGGUUUGCCGGCCCAGACUGCAGAAUCAACAUCAAUGAGUGCCAGUCUUCUCCCUGUGGAUUCGGCUCAACCUGCGUGGACCAAAUUAAUGGUUACCACUGCAUCUGUCCUCCAGGAAGGACUGGAACCCGCUGCCAAGACGUGUUGGGGAGGCCCUGUGUGCUCGGAGGGCUGCUGGCUCUGGAUGGAAGCAGAUGGGACGACGACUGCAACAGCUGCAGCUGCAAUAACAGAAAAGUUACCUGCACCAAGCGCCGGUGCGGACCUAAACCCUGCAGCCUCCUCAGUAGGACUCGUGGUGCAGAGUGUCCGGCUGGUCAGACUUGUGUUGCCGUCCGUGAAGAACGCUGUUUCAUCAAACCCUGCCCCGGCCAGGGGGAGUGCUGGGACCCCACCCAGGGCGCCACGCCCUCGACUAGGUGUCACCCAGAGAGCAGCUGUGCUAACGUCAUCUUCACCUUCAACAAGGAUGUCAUGGCAAAGGGGGUGACGGUGGAGCAGGUCUGUCGCGAGCUCAGAAGCCUCUACAUCAUCAAGAACCUGUUCUCUUCUGAUUCCUCCAUCUCUAUGAGCUGUGAAAUGUCGCUCAGCACAAGCAAUGAGAUCCACGUAGCCAUUUCGACAGACGACCAGAGGAGAGGUCUGACCUUUGUCAAGGAAAUCACGGACAGGAUCAUGGACCUGGUCAGUAGAAGGAGCGCCAACAGCACCAUCAUCAGCGCCAUCGCAGAGGUUCGCAUCCAGAGACAGCAGUGGCAAAACCCCAACGACCACCUGGUGCCCCUCCUGGUUUCGGUGAUCAUGGUAGUCUGGGUUCUGGCCGUGGUUUCGGUUCUACUGUGGUGCGUCCGGAGGCGGAGGAAGCAAAACACCCACACGGGCGUCAGCACCCAGGCCUCGUUGUCUUUGGCGCCCGCCGUCGAGGACAACAACGCCCUCCAUAACAGCAUCAGCAGCACCCGCGAGCAGCUCAACCACAUCAAAAAUCCCAUCGAGAAAAACCCGCCGAGCCACCAUCAGCAGCAGCAGCAGCAGCGCCGCCUCCUCCUCCACCGCUACCUCUACGAGGACAAGAACUCCGUCAACGCCAAGAUCAGGAAACCCGACGGCGGGAGCCAAUCAGAAGUCGAGGUGGACAAGAGGCUACAGAAAGCACGGUUCCCUUUAGCACCGCCGGCGUACUCACUGGUAGACUGGGAGGAACGAGCUCCCCAUCCGACAACAAGCAAACCCCCCCAGUGGACGAGCAAACAGGACAACAGGAGCGUCAGCAGGGUGGAGUACAUCGUAUAGCCAAAGGAGAUCCCUACUGGUGGAUUACUUUAACACUCGUGUCGACCUGCGGGUCAAAAUUGACCCGUUUUAAAGUUUGAAAAUGUGGGGAAAAAAAUAUUUUCACAGUGAAACUUCUGAUGUCCACAUUUUCAACAUUUUUGGGAAAUCUUUGAACAUUUUUUGGUGGAAAAAAAAGAAAUGUUAAAAUGUUUCUGAAGAACAUUCACAAAAAUUCUACCAAAAUCCAGCAAAUUUUGCUGUCAAUGUUCUUAAAGAAAAUAUUACAAGUUUAACUGAUAUAUAUGGAAUCACUUUAGAUAUUUUAGGGUUUUUUUGGAAGAUUUUUACUCAUUUUUUGAAAUUAUUUACAAGAAUUUUCUUGCCAAAUUGGGGGAUUUUUUUAAAUAAGACUUUUAAGGGAAACCUUUAAGGGAAACUUUUAAGGACUUAUUGGAAUUUUCUUCCUGAAGGUUUUGCAAAUUUUCAGAAAUUUGGGGAUUUUUUUCAGACAAAGAAACAAUAUUUUUUGGUGCCCGUAAAUGAGGACAACAGGAGGGUUAAUGACUCAUUGGGGAUGUUUUGAUCAUUUUUAGCCUUUUUUCUGUUUUUGUUUAACUUUCCUGUUAAAAAUCCAAAAAUUCAGCAAAAAAAAUCCCCAAAUUUCUGAAAAUUUUAAAAACCUUUAGGAAGAAAACUCCAAUAAUUCCUUAAAAGUUUCCCUUCAAAUCUUUUUUUUAAAAAAUCCCCCAAAUUUGGCAAGAAAAUUCUUGUAAAUAUUUUCAAAAAAUGAGUAAAAAUCCUCCAAAAAAAUCCUAAAAACAUCUAAAAUGAUUCCAUAUAUAUAUCAGUAAAACUUCUAAUAUUUUCUUUUAACAACAUUCACAUAAAAAUCAACCAAAAUCCAGUGAAAUUCGCUGUUUUUUUUGUUGAUUUUUAUGUUAAUGUUCUUAAGAAACAUUUUUAACAUUUCUUUUUUUCCACCAUAAAAUGUUCAAAGAUUUCCCAAAAAUGUUGAAAAUAUUGACAUCAGAAGUUUCACUGUGAAAAUAUUUUCUUUUUCCACAUUUUCAAACUUUAAACCGGGUUAAUUUUGACACGCAGGACGACACGAGGGUUAAUACACAGAAUUGAAUUUCAUGAUUUGCUGUUUAAUUUAUGUUGUGACUGACACUGGUCUGAACACUCUUCAGGAAAUGACUGAAACAUUCCUAAAGGAUCUGUUUGUCUUUGAGGAUGCCUCGUUGCACCACAGCACCUGACAAAUGUGGAGAAAACUAUUUAUUUUUAUGUUCUGGGUGGUUGGAUGUGGUCAGUCCAUCGGCAGCUGCUGCCAACAUGAAGAAUCGUCCGUGUAGAAUGUUCCUGUAUAGACGUGUACAUAAUGUUUGAAUGAAUCACUGUCUAUAUUUGGUUUCUUAAUUUAAUUGUCAAGAGCCUGAAGAUAUUCCUUUUUUAUGUGUUUAUGAGUUUAGAGUUGAAGAUUCGACAGCUUUGUAAGCUGCCCACUUUUUGACAGAAAGUUUUUUUUACACCAAAAGUGUUCUGGAAAGAAUAGUUUAUUUUUACCCUUUUGGAUUUGGGCAUUUUUGUGCCUCGGCUAAGUGUUUUAUAUGUUGUUGUAAAUACUUUUCAUGUCGGUGGAAAGGGAGGGGAAGUGCUGGGAGGUUACAGACAGAUAUUGCUGCUGCAGGGUCUUUUUAUACAAACUAAUGUGGUGAUAGAAAAAGAAAUUCUUCAAAGGACGCAACUUGUUUUGUAGUAUUUUUUGUAUAAUGUAACUUUGAGUUGAGGACGGCCUUCGGUUCCUGUCACAAUGAAAGUUCUGCAUUGAACUAGAACAGUCUACAGCUGUUCUGUGACAUGCUGCCUGUAGUUAAUCAGACGAUGAAACGAGGCUGUAGAAACCACGUCUGAUCAGGUGUCAACCUCUUUAAUAUCCGAUGGAGGAAUGAUGAAGAAACUUGUUUUUCUUGCAUGUUUGACCUUCAUGUUUCUGGACCUUGAUAAAUAAAAGUCUUUAAGUUUG
Messenger RNA from Amphiprion ocellaris (clown anemonefish), 5935 nucleotides. RefSeq names its product protein jagged-1a-like. Gene Ontology annotation, molecular function: Notch binding; calcium ion binding. NCBI's taxonomy places the organism in Eukaryota, Metazoa, Chordata, Actinopteri, Pomacentridae. The record is from RefSeq and is a predicted model, not a curated record. The transcript has 26 exons. Gene Ontology annotation, cellular component: plasma membrane; protein-containing complex. Gene Ontology annotation, biological process: cell communication; establishment or maintenance of epithelial cell apical/basal polarity; multicellular organism development. The coding region runs from base 148 to 3927 and encodes 1259 amino acids.